CUGCCGCCUGACUGCCAGCCAGCCCUCCUGCAGCAGGCAGCGCCGGCUCUAGCGCAGUACAAUCUCUCAGCAGAUGCUCUGACAUCAGCCUCUCCUUUUUUUCCCCCCGUAUUUCUAUCGUUUUGCGCUCUUUUUCUGCGUCUCGGGAGCGAGCGGCCUGUCGCAGCCGGCGGAGAGGGGAGCUCUGACGUUAGCCUCAGAAAUCGGUGCUCCGGGGACUUCCGCGGAUCGGGGGACGGGGGGGAAGUUGGCGAGUCCAGCCUGCCGGAGCGGGGGGACCGGAGCAGCCAUGGUGUGAUCAGGAAACAACACAGCAUCACGAACCUCCUCUCCCCCCCCACUCCUCACCCCUCCUCAGCCUCCAGUCACACACACGCCCCCCCUUUAAACGGAGGGGGGAAUAAAAAGCGGCCGUCGUGGAGCGCGGCGGCUCCAUAACAACAAGGGCCGGCAUGGCUCAGACCAAGAGGCACACAUACACCCGGACCACCAGCAGCGGCAGCAGCAGGAUGAGUUCGGACGGGGGCGGCAAGCCGGCCAAGGUGGGCUCCCUGGUGGAGGUGAUCGGCAAGGGCCACCGCGGCACCGUGGCCUACAUCGGCGCCACGCUCUUCGCCACCGGCAAGUGGGUGGGCGUCAUCCUGGACGAGCCCAAGGGCAAGAACGACGGCACCGUGCAGGGCAAGCGCUACUUCACCUGCGAGGAGAACCACGGCAUCUUCGUGCGGCAGUCCCAGAUCCAGGUCAUCGACGAUGGAGCGGACACUACCUCUCCUGAGACCCCGGAACCAGCCGCUGCCAAGGUCCCCAAACGAGAGAUUGUUGAGACGCCGAAAUCAAGCAAGCUGCGAGGAGUAAAGCCCAAAAAGACGCCCGCGCCCAGGAAGACCACCGCCCGGCGCACCAAGCCCACCCGGCCCACUGGCACGGCAUCCUCCAAGGCGGGCCCCUCGGGGUCUGCUUCCGCCUCGGCGGGCGAGAUGAGCAGCAGCGAGCCCAGCACGCCCGCCCAGACCCCGCUGGCAGCGCCGGUCAUCCCCACGCCCAGCGGCAGCCUGGUCUCCCCCGGAGCCCCGCCCCCGCCCACCCCCAGCAAGGGUGAGAGUGCCGUAGCAAAGCAGGAGGAGGAGGCGCUGCGGGCCCAGGUGAAGGACCUGGAGGAGAAGCUGGAGACCCUGCGGAUGAAGCGGAACGAGGACAAGGCCAAGCUGAAGGAGCUGGAGAAGUACAAGAUCCAGCUGGAGCAGCUGCAGGAGUGGAAGAGCAAGAUGCAGGAGCAGCAGGGCGAGCUGCAGAAGCAGCUGAAGGAGGCCAAGAAGGAGGCCAAGGAGGCCCUGGAGGCCAAGGACCGCUACAUGGAGGAGAUGGCGGACACGGCGGACGCCAUCGAGAUGGCCACCCUGGAUAAGGAGAUGGCGGAAGAGAGGGCGGAGUCGCUGCAGCAGGAGGUGGACUCGCUGAAGGAGAAGGUGGAGGAGCUGACCAUGGACCUGGAGAUCCUCAAGCAUGAGAUCGAGGAGAAGGGUUCCGAUGGAGCAGCCUCCAGUUACCACGUCAAGCAGCUGGAGGAGCAGAAUGGCAGGCUGAAGGAGGCCUUGGUCAGGAUGCGCGACCUGUCGGCCUCAGAGAAGCAGGAGCAUGUGAAGCUCCAGAAGCAGAUGGAGAAGAAGAACACUGAGCUGGAGACUCUGCGGCAGCAGAAGGAGAAGUUGGUGGAGGAGAUGAAGCAGGCCGAAAAAACCAUUGAUGAACUCAAAGAGCAGGUGGACGCUGCUCUGGGGGCAGAGGAGAUGGUGGAGACUCUCACAGAGAGGAACCUGGACCUGGAGGAGAAAGUGCGUGAGCUGCGUGAGACAGUCAGCGACCUGGAGGCCAUCAAUGAAAUGAACGACGAGCUGCAGGAGAACGCCCGCGAGACGGAGCUGGAGCUGCGGGAGCAGCUGGACAUGGGCGCGGCGCGGGUGCGCGAGGCCGAGAAGAGGGUGGAGGCGGCCCAGGAGACCGUGGCCGACUACCAGCAGACCAUCAAGAAGUACCGCGAGCUGACCGCUCAUCUGCAGGAAGUGAACAGGGAGCUGAUGAGCCAGCAGGAAGCCACGGCAGAGCAGCAGCAGCAGCCUCCGGCCGAGAUGUUUGACUUCAAGAUCAAGUUCGCCGAGACCAAGGCCUACGCCAAGGCCAUUGAGAUGGAGCUGAGGAAGAUGGAGGUGGGACAGGCGAACAGACAGGUCUCUCUGCUGACCUCCUUCAUGCCUGACUCCUUCCUGCGGCACGGCGGAGACCACGACUGCAUCCUUGUGCUGCUGCUGAUCCCACGCCUCAUCUGCAAGGCGGAGCUGAUCAGCAAGCAGGCGCAGGAGAAGUUUGACCUGAACGAGAACUGCGUGGAGCGCGCCGGGAUGCGCGGGGCCGUGGGGGAGCAGCUCAGCUUCGCCGCCGGCCUGGUCUACUCCCUCAGCCUGCUGCAGGCCACCCUGCACAAAUACGAGCAAGCUCUGAACCAGUGCAGUGUGGAAGUGUAUAAGAAGGUGGGGACGCUGUACCCAGAGAUGAGUGUGCAUGAGCGCUCCCUGGACUUCCUCAUCGACCUGCUGCACAAAGACCAGCUGGACGAGACCGUCAACGUGGAACCCCUCACCAAGGCCAUCAAGUACUACCAGCACCUGUACAGCAUCCAUCUGGCAGACCAGACAGAGGACUGCACCAUGCAGCUGGCCGACCACAUCAAGUUUACCCAGAGUGCCUUGGACUGCAUGGCGGUGGAAGUGGGCCGCCUGCGGGCGUUCCUGCAGACGGGACAGGAAGCGACGGACCUGGCGAUCCUGCUGAAGGACCUGGAGACUUCCUGCAGCGACAUCCGCCAGUUCUGCAAGAAGAUCCGCCGCAGGAUGCCCGGCACCGACGUCCCCGGCAUCCCGGCUGCGCUCACGUUCGGCCAACAGGUGUCGGACACGCUGAUGGACUGCAGGAAGCACCUGACCUGGGUGGUGGCGGUGCUCCAGGAGGUGGCGGCCGCCGGCGCCCAGAUGAUCGCCCCCCUCGGCGAACAGGAGGGGCUGUCGGCCCUCAAGCUGGAGGACAUGGCCUUCAAGGCGGGAGAGCAGAUCUACGGCACCCAGGGCAUCAACCCGUACGAGUGCCUGCGGCAGUCCUGCAGCAUCGUCAUCGCCACCAUGAACAAGAUGGCCACCGCCAUGCAGGAGGGCGAGUACGACGCCGAGAAGCCCCAGAGCAGGACCCCCCCACCGGUGGAGCUGAGGGCGGCCGCGCUGCGCGCCGAGAUCACGGACGCUGAGGGCCUGGGGCUCAAGCUGGAGGACAGAGAGACGGUCAUCAAGGAGCUCAAGAAGUCUCUCAAGAUCAAGGGCGAGGAGCUGAGCGAGGCCAACGUCCGGCUCUCUCUGCUGGAGAAGAAGCUAGACAGCUCCUCCAAGGACGCAGACGAGCGUGUGGAGAAGAUCCAGACCAAGCUGGACGAGACCCAGACCCUGCUGAAAAAGAAGGAGAAGGAGUUCGAGGAGACCAUGGACGCCCUGCAGGCCGACAUCGACCAGCUGGAGUCGGAGAAGGCCGAGCUGAAGCAGCGCCUCAACAGCCAGUCCAAGAUGACCAUCGAGGGGCUGAGGGGCCCGCCGGCGUCCGGCAUCGCCUCCAUCGUCAGCGGCAUGGCGGGGGACGAGCAGAAAGGUGGCGUGAUGCCCAGCAUGGGCGGUGGCUCCGGGCCUCUCCAGGUCAUUGACUCGCCCCUCCUCAUGCAGCAGAUCCAGGCCCAACGUCUCAGCAUCAAGCACCUGAAGAACGAGAACAACCGGCUCAAGGCUGAGAAGAUGGACGCCCAGCUGGCCUCCCUGCCGCCGCUUCGCGUGUCCAAGCUGCCCUCCAAGGACGGCUCCCGGCCCGAGGUGCUCUCCAGCGCCCUCUACCGCAAAACCGACCAGCUGCUGGAGACCCUGCUCCAGAUGAGCGCCAACGUCAAGGUGGUGGACAUCACCGGCAAGUCUCCAGUGAGCCCCAGCGCGCAGCUCUUGGAGCAGACCGCCCGGCUGCAGUCCCUCAGCGACACCCUGGACAGGCUGAAGGAUGAAGUGGCGGAGCACGUUGUCACCCAGAGGCCCGGAGCUUGUGUCCCCUCCGACUUUGCCACGUUCCCCUCCACCUCCUUCGUCAAGGCAAAGGAGGAGAAGAAGGGCGACACGGUGCUGGUGGGCAGGGUGAUGGUGCCGUGCUCCCGCGGCCAUGAGCAGGUCCACCGCCUCGUCCUGUCUCAGCCUCAGCUCCACCAAGUGCACCGCCUCCUGCUGACCUAGGCCCCGCCCCCCUGCCACAGCCCCGCCUCCCCUCUGUUUCUGUGUGCAUGGGUGUGAACAGGCUCUCCACGAGGCUCCAGAGCAGCAAAGAACACCUCCCAAACAUUCUCUCUCCGUCUCCCCCUGCAUUCUGCCCCCCCCCACCCACCUGACCAGAUUCAGUCUCUGCCUCAGCCCCCCUCUGGCAGCGCAGGGCCACAGACGCGCAAGGUAUUCUUGAGAACCAUGGCAACACUACACAGAUGAAGGAAAACAAAGCCUGCAUUCUCAUUGGAGACCUUGAAAGAGCAGUUAGGUUUGGAGCAAGACUGCCAACACCUAGUUCCCCUAGUUGAAUAUUUAGCACAGAACAUGAAUCUUUUGAUAUAAAUCCAUCUUAGAUAGAAACGGUAAUGAAAUUCAGUCCAAAGUCUAGCAUUUUGCCAUUGCAUUGUCGACUAGGAAGAGUGGAGCAGAGAAUGAAAUCUAAAGGCACUUGAUGCAUAGAAGAAUUGGCAGUGACAGGUAGAACACAAAAGGUUUACUUUUAGAAACAGACAUAAACUCCAUGUAUUUAUUCAUCUAUUCACUGCAGGGGCUGGUAUUUUGACAACACAUAUUAAUGUAUCUUAGUGUGUGUCAUAUGAAUUGAGGGUGUAUUUAGACUCCUGUAUUGUGGUUUGUUUUUAACUUGAAUAUUUAUGUGGGAUAUAUAAAAUAUGUAAUAUUCCAUCAGUACUUGUUUGAAACAGCAGGGCAUUCAUUCACUGUUUAAUGCAUCGAAGGCUGUCAUUAUGCUUGGUUCCAGCUGGUAACAGCUGAAAUAAAUGUUGCUUAAAGGGAUUUGAAGUCAAUAGAAUGGUUAGUGUUGAUUAUAAGAUGUUAAAGUAUGUUAUUUAAACUGUAUCAAGUGACUAUCAGAAUAACUAUUUGGUAUAAACCUGUAGUCAAGCUAAAGAUAUUGCAUACUCACUUUCGGCUUAAGUAAAUAAUCCACACUAGUACUGUCUGCUGUCAUCCAAUCUAAUGAAGUUUAUAGUUUCUUGUGGAGAGUUAUCUUGAUUUAAAUUUGGAAGCACAACAUACUAAUUUAAUCAAUACCCAUUUAACUUAACAUGAGAUUGAAACUUUGUUUUGUUUCUGGAUGUCUUUUUAUUAUUUAACCAAGGGAAACAUUUUCCUUUUACUUCAUUGUUGAUGUAAGGAUUGUCUUCCAGC
Molecule: messenger RNA, 5504 nt
Organism: Megalops cyprinoides (Indo-Pacific tarpon)
Lineage: Eukaryota; Metazoa; Chordata; Actinopteri; Elopiformes; Megalopidae
Gene: dctn1b
Product: dynactin 1b
Exons: 32
Coding region: 453-4307 (1284 amino acids)
Biological process (GO): establishment of mitotic spindle orientation; nuclear migration
Cellular component (GO): microtubule associated complex; axon; kinetochore
Source: RefSeq, a predicted model, not a curated record